GCGAACGCACCGUCUUAAUCCGAGCGGCCAUUUUGACCUGAGAGCGUUUUGUCCGGACAAGAGAGCGUUUGCUAACAAGAUAUUCGUCAUGGAUAAGGAGUCCAUAGAAAAAGUUCUGAGGGCCGUCCUUCAGUCUUGCAAGUCCGGUAUUUCAAUCAGAAGUCUCCAGUCAGAGUUUCACUCUCUUUGCGGGGAGAACAUCCCCCUGAGAAGGCUGGGUUUCCAGACGCUGGAGGACUACCUCAAAAGUAUUCCUUCUGUGGUGAAGCUCGAGUACCGCAUGGGAGAGAUGAUGUGCUUUGCCUGUGUGUGCGAAGCCACGGCACACAUCGCAGAGCUUGUUGCCAGGCAAAAGUCUCCAAAGAAACCUGCUCGAUUUAAGAAUGUGAGAUACGGCCUGAAGGGCAAACCACCUGACCCCUACCUGCCCAAUGCGAUUCCGAGAUUUUCUCUCAAGCAGCCGUCGUAUCACCCAUCUGCCGGUCGUCCUGGCACCUUCACGAAACCUACCGGACCUCACGAUGGUUCCAGAAACUACAGCAACUCUGGAUUUUACAAACCGAUGAAGCAAGAGACGAGGCCGUUCGCUGAGCUCCAGCACAGACGAGCAGCUGCUCCCCCCGCAGGGAUGCAGCAGGCCACUCCCCCCGCAGGGAUGCAGCAGGCCGCUCUCAUCAGAAAAGAGCCAGGCAUGGAGAAGAAAAGGGAUAUAGAAUGUAAAUCGGAUUCAAGGCAGACUGAAUGUCAGAGCUCUCCAUACGUUGAAGCAGAAGUGCAGAACAAAAUAAAACAGCUUCUCAAAAAGUACUGCUGCGGCCUGUGGAUGUCCAAACUGUCAGGGGUCUACAAGGAAAUGUUUCAACAGGAGCUUCAUCCUCAAGUGCUGACAGACCUGCAGAAGUGGACUGACGUCUGCAUUGUGGAGAGAGCUACUUUUAAAAACCCACCCGACUUCCUGAUUUAUCCUCUUCUGGUUUCCCAGCUCAAGACCAUGAACAACCCUCUGUUUGUGAACGUUCUCUACCAGGAUGUGUGCGUCUCAAACGUGUGUCCAGAUGGUACUUUGUACUGCCAGCUGCCUUCUCCAGAUUCGCUGAGGCUUGCAAAGAUACUUGAAGAGAUAAAUGCUUCAGUCGUCUCUCAGAUGACAACAGCGUCUCUGGUUUCCAAACCUUUCAUUGGGAAGUUCUGUUUGGCUCGGUUCAAGGAGAAGUGGGCCAGAGCAGAGAUCAGCAGAAUGUUUGGUGAGCGAGUGAUGGAGGUCCUCUUCAUAGACUUUGCUGUGCCAGCAACCGUCAAACUUACCGACCUUCGGGAGGUUCCUCCUCAGUCUCUGAAGGAAUGUGCUUUCAUCCCACCUCAGGCUGUGAAGUGUCGACUUGCAGACGUAGAAGCUCCCGGUGGAGAUUGGAGCCCAGAGGCCAUUGUGUGGUUGAAAGAGAAAGUUCUGGAAGCUGAAUGCUGCAAAGUAAAGAUUCUGAAGUUGGAUGAAUCCAAAGGUGACAGAGUGGCCCAUAUCCAUCUGUUUGUUGGUGGAGACGGUCCCCAGAACAGCAUCAACCUUCAGCUGGUUCAGUCCAAGUUGUUGCAGAGAGCCCCGAGCAGCCGUGGAAGCCUCAUAGAUGCCGCCCUAGACGUUUCUUGGACUUUACCUGUCCUGAAACGGACUUUCAGUGACCCGACCCUGAAUUGCUCUGUGGACCCGUCACUGCAGUCAAGUCACAAGUAUGCCCUCACCAUAAUGACCCCGAAGCCACUGGCGUUGCCCGCUCCACUGGAACUCCCAGAGCCGGGUCAGAACAUGGACGUGUUUGUGGUCGUGGCGUGCCAUCCAGGUUACUUUGUGAUGCAGCCGUGGCGAGACAUGGACAAGCUGGAGAGUCUGAUGUGGAGGAUGUUUAUCUACUACAGUCAGAAGGAGGAGUCCAGCACACUCAUGAACGUUCAGAAAGGAGACGUGUGUGCUGCCAAAAUAAACCAGCAAUGGCACCGUGUACAGGUGAAAAGGGUUCUGGCCAACGGUUUUGUUUCUGUCUACGAGUUGGACUACGGCCAACAGGAGUUGGUCCCAAAGUCUCUCAUCCAGCCUCUAGUGGAACCGUUCAGGCAGCUGUCCUUUCAGGCCGUUCCUGCACAGCUGGCAGGUGUGACCCAGUGCCAGUGGUCUCCAGCAGCGUGCAUGCUGUUCCGGAACCGCGUGGAGCAGCGCGCCCUGGUGGCACAGGUGGAGAGUUUUCAGGAUGUGGCAGAGGAGGUCAAGGAUGACCUCUGGAGGCGCAAGCUGACGGUUUACCUGGUGGAUACCACGCUGGAGGACGAGGACCUGUGGAUCCACUGCAUCAUGGCCGAGAUGGAGUGACUUGUUCUUUGUUCAAAAUUUGUUGCUGUUGUUAAUAAGCAUAAUAAACGACCUUUAACUAUU
Oryzias melastigma (Indian medaka) is the source of this 2422-nucleotide messenger RNA. Its product is annotated as tudor domain-containing protein 7A. The record is from RefSeq and is a predicted model, not a curated record. Lineage: Eukaryota; Metazoa; Chordata; Actinopteri; Beloniformes; Adrianichthyidae. Gene Ontology annotation, biological process: spermatogenesis.